AUGAAGUCCUCCGCCGUCAUCGCAACGGCGACCCUGGCCGCCGCGCCCUUCGCUGCCGCGGGCCUUCUCCCCAAGCGCGUCGAGAAUGCUACGUGCCGCUCCCUCCCCGGCGAUGUCAGCUGGCCCGCCACGACGGCUUGGGAUACCCUUAACACCACCGUCAGCGGCAAGCUCAUCGCCACUGUGCCCAUUGGCUCCGUGUGCCACGACCCCAACUACGACGAGGCUGCCUGCACGGCGCUGCAAAACUCGUGGACUCUUCCCGAGACUCACUUCCCCUCCUCCUCUUCCGUGAUGCAGAGCUACUUCGCCAACCAGUCCUGCGACCCCUUCACGGAUCGCACGCUUCCGUGUCUGCUCGGAAACUACGUCAACUAUGCUGUCGAGGUGACAUCUGCCCAAGAUGUUGUCGAGACCAUCAACUUUGCGCGGGAGAACAACAUCAGAUUCCUCGUCCGCAACACGGGUCAUGACCAUCUUGGCCGCUCAACCGGUGCCGGAGCCCUCGCGGCAUGGACCCACAAACUCAAGGAGAUCACCGUGACCACUUGGUCCGAUGACCUCUGGUCCGGCCCCGCAAUCAAGAUGGGCGCCGGCGUUCUCGGCUAUGAACUCACCGAGGCCGGCAAGACCGCCGGCCUCGUCGUCGUCGGCGGCGAAUGUCCCACCGUCGGUCCCGCCGGAGGCUACAUCCAGGGCGGUGGCCACUCGGCCCUCACUACCAACUUUGGUAUGGCCGCCGACCAGGCGCUCGAGUACGAGGUCGUCACCGCCGACGGCAAGAUCGUCACCGCCUCCCGCACGGAGAACGCGGACCUCUUCUGGGCCCUCAGUGGCGGCGGCCCCGGAACCUUCGGCGUCGUUACCGCCGUCACCGUCCGCGCAUACCCCGACGCCACCAUCGGCGGCGUUGGUCUCCAGACUGCUGCUUCGUACACCACCCAAGAGAAGUGGUGGCAGAUGCUCGACGCCUUCCACUCCCUCCUCCCCGGCAUGACCGACCAGGGCGCCAUGGUCGUCUUCCUCUAUAGCAGCAGCGUCUUCGCCAUCAACCCUCUCACGGCCUACAACAAGACGGCCGAGGAGGCAAAGACCAUCCUCCAGCCCUUCCUCGACGUCCUCGCCAACCUCUCCAUCCCCUACUCUUCCGCCGCCACAAACUACUCGAGCUACCGCGACCACUACGACAAGUGGAUGGGUCCCCUCCCCUACGGCCACGUCGAGGUCGAGUCCUACAACUUUGGCUCCCGCCUCGUGCCCCGCUCCGUCCUAACAGACACCACCGCCCGCGCGGCCUACGUCUCAGCCAUCCGCUACGGCGCCGACAACCACGGUGUCCUCUCCGCCGGCGUGGCCCUCAACGCCACGGCGCCCGCGGGCGUCGACAACGCCGUGAACCCGCACUUCCGCAAGGCUGCCAUCCACGUGCAGUACUCGACGGCGUGGAGCAACGACCCGGCCGACUGGGAGCAGAUGAAGGCGGACCAGAAGACCAUGACGGAAGAAAUCAUCCCGCCCAUCGAGGCCGCGACGCCCGGGUCCGGAAACUACGUCAACGAGGCCGACUUCAACAUCCCCGACUGGAAGGAGAAGUUCUUUGGCGGCAACUAUGACAAGUUGCUCACCAUCAAGACCAAGUGGGACCCCUCGGGCGUGUUUUACGCGCUCAAGACGGUCGGUAGCGACAAGUGGAAUGUUGCUGCUGAUGGCCGCAUGUGCCGUGCGUGA
Colletotrichum abscissum is the source of this 1728-nucleotide messenger RNA. RefSeq names its product FAD binding domain-containing protein. The coding region runs from base 1 to 1728 and encodes 575 amino acids. Gene Ontology annotation, molecular function: oxidoreductase activity; FAD binding. The record is from RefSeq and is a predicted model, not a curated record. The transcript is spliced from 3 exons. Lineage: Eukaryota; Fungi; Ascomycota; Sordariomycetes; Glomerellales; Glomerellaceae.